Erythranthe guttata (spotted monkey flower) is the source of this 667-nucleotide messenger RNA. RefSeq names its product cytochrome b5. NCBI's taxonomy places the organism in Eukaryota, Viridiplantae, Streptophyta, Magnoliopsida, Lamiales, Phrymaceae. Gene Ontology annotation, molecular function: heme binding. The record is from RefSeq and is a predicted model, not a curated record. Gene Ontology annotation, cellular component: intracellular membrane-bounded organelle; membrane.
ACAGUCAAUAUAUAAUAUAUUUUUCGAUAAUUCCCAUUCUAAAAGCAUCAUCGAUACUGAAUUUUGGUUUAGAUUCCUUUCGCUGUCGCGCGUGGAGUAACAAUGGCCUCAGAUCCGAAAGUUCACGCAUUCGAGGAGGUUGCGAACCACAACAAAACUAAGGAUUGUUGGCUGAUUAUCAGUGGAAAGGUUUAUGAUGUAACCCCAUUCAUGGAAGACCAUCCUGGAGGCGAUGAAGUUUUGCUCUCCGCCACUGGAAAAGAUGCAACGAACGACUUUGAAGAUGUGGGCCACAGUGAUUCAGCGAGGGAGAUGAUGGAGAAAUACUACAUUGGGGAGAUAGACAUGGCAACAGUUCCUCUCAAACGCACUUACGUCGCUCCACAACAAGCCCAUUACAAUCCGGACAAGACCCCGGAAUUCGUGAUCAAGAUUCUGCAGUUCCUUGUGCCUCUCUUGAUCUUGGGAUUGGCCUUCGCUGUUCGUCACUACACGAAAGAGAAAUGAGUGCUUCGAAUAAUAUUCCGUCUUAUUAUGCUUAUUGUUUUUCUUAAUUGAUAUAGUCGGACGAACAAAUAUGUGUACCCCUUGUCAGCUUAUCAAAACUUGUGCUUGCAAACAGACUUUUCGCAGUUUAUUGAAUUGCCGUGUUUUUGUCCCCCAAAAA